Doryrhamphus excisus (bluestripe pipefish) is the source of this 2510-nucleotide messenger RNA. RefSeq names its product heat shock protein 5 (gene hspa5). The record is from RefSeq and is a predicted model, not a curated record. NCBI's taxonomy places the organism in Eukaryota, Metazoa, Chordata, Actinopteri, Syngnathiformes, Syngnathidae. Gene Ontology annotation, molecular function: ATP binding; ATP-dependent protein folding chaperone.
CUGAGCCAAUCGGCGGCCUCCACGACGGGGAAAGCGGUGAUGAUUUAUAUACAGCGGAGGGCAAGAUUCAUUCAGUAUCACAUCUACUAGACAAGAUCACAGAAUACAAUAUCUAAAGACGAGUUGGUAGUUCCAUUCUGAACACUUGGAGACUCUUAUUCAACUCAUACAAGAUUUUUCUUUAAGAGAUCUGAUACAACAGAUAUUAACGGAAAAAAGAUGAAGCUGCUGUGGGCUUUCCUGCUGGUGGCCAGCGCUGUGUCCGCUGAUGAUGACGACAAGAGGGAGAACGUAGGCACAGUCAUCGGUAUCGACUUGGGUACCACCUACUCCUGCGUCGGUGUCUUCAAGAAUGGCCGCGUGGAGAUCAUCGCCAAUGACCAAGGCAACCGCAUCACUCCAUCCUAUGUGGCCUUCACAAGUGAAGGCGAGCGUCUGAUUGGUGAUGCCGCUAAGAAUCAGCUGACCUCCAACCCCGAGAACACUGUGUUUGAUGCCAAGAGGUUGAUUGGUCGGGCCUGGGCUGAUUCCUCUGUGCAGCAGGACAUCAAGUAUCUGCCCUUCAAGGUCAAUGACAAGAAGAGCAAGCCUCACAUCCAGGUUGACAUAGGUGGUGGCCAGAUGAAGACGUUUGCUCCUGAGGAGAUCUCUGCUAUGGUGCUGACUAAGAUGAAGGAGACGGCCGAGGCUUAUCUGGGCAAGAAGGUCACCCACGCUGUGGUCACUGUCCCUGCCUACUUCAAUGAUGCCCAGCGCCAGGCCACUAAAGAUGCUGGCACCAUCGCUGGUCUCAACGUGAUGAGAAUUAUUAAUGAGCCAACGGCCGCCGCCAUCGCUUACGGCUUGGACAAGAAAGACGGCGAGAAGAACAUCCUGGUGUUCGACUUGGGCGGCGGCACCUUCGACGUCUCUCUUCUGACCAUCGACAACGGCGUCUUCGAAGUGGUCGCCACCAACGGAGACACCCACUUGGGAGGCGAGGACUUUGACCAGCGCGUCAUGGAACACUUCAUUAAGCUCUACAAGAAAAAGACGGGCAAGGACGUGCGCAAGGACAACCGCGCCGUGCAGAAGCUGCGUCGUGAGGUCGAGAAGGCCAAGAGGGCUCUGUCCGCCCAGCACCAGGCCCGUAUUGAGAUCGAGUCCUUCUUCGAGGGAGAGGACUUCUCCGAGACUUUGACCCGUGCCAAGUUUGAGGAACUCAACAUGGAUCUGUUCCGCUCCACCAUGAAGCCCGUCCAGAAAGUGCUGGAAGAUGCUGACCUGAAGAAGUCCGACAUCGAUGAGAUAGUCCUGGUCGGCGGCUCCACUCGUAUUCCCAAAAUCCAGCAGCUUGUGAAGGAGUUCUUCAACGGCAAAGAGCCCUCAAGGGGCAUCAACCCCGACGAGGCUGUUGCUUACGGUGCCGCCGUUCAGGCUGGCGUGCUCUCAGGGGAGGAGGACACUGGUGAUGUGGUUCUCCUGGAUGUGUGCCCUCUUACUCUUGGAAUUGAGACCGUCGGAGGAGUCAUGACCAAGCUGAUCCCCAGGAACACCGUUGUACCCACCAAGAAAUCUCAGAUCUUCUCUACGGCAUCUGACAACCAGCCCACUGUCACCAUCAAGGUCUAUGAAGGCGAGCGUCCUCUGACUAAGGACAACCACCUUCUGGGCACCUUUGACCUGACUGGCAUCCCCCCCGCCCCUCGUGGCGUGCCCCAGAUUGAGGUCACCUUCGAGAUCGACGUAAACGGCAUCCUGAGGGUCACCGCCGAGGACAAAGGCACUGGCAACAAGAACAAGAUCACCAUCACCAACGACCAGAACCGCCUGACGCCAGAGGACAUCGAGCGCAUGGUGAACGACGCUGAGCGCUUUGCUGAUGAGGACAAGAAGCUCAAGGAGAGGAUCGACGCCCGCAACGAGCUGGAGAGCUACUCCUACUCCCUGAAGAACCAGAUCGCUGACAAGGAGAAGCUGGGCGGAAAGCUCUCGGACGAGGACAAGGAGACCAUCGAGAAGGCCGUGGAGGAGAAAAUCGAGUGGAUGGAGUCUCACCAAGAUGCCGACCUGGAAGACUUCCAGGCCAAGAAGAAGGAGCUUGAGGAGGUGGUGCAGCCCAUUAUUAGCAAGCUUUACGGCAGUGCGGGUGGCCCACCACCAGAGGGCGCCGAAGAGAAGGAUGAGUUGUAGAAGUCGUCAACUCUGUCGCCUCUCACCUCUCUUUAAAAACACCGAGAGGUACAUGUCGAACUGAUGGGACUCUAUCAUGAGAGGGGAGGGGCUGUGAAAGGGGCGGCAACGACCACAACAAGCAACUAUUCUGAAAUCUUCCGAAAGACUUUUGACACAUUGGUUAAGUGUUCUCUUCGCCGGUGGGUGGAGAUAUUUUGCUGGCCUGGAUUCAAGGCUCGCUGCUGCUGCUGUUCUCAGGCAGUCCUGCUGGGGAUGAGGAAGAAGUAGUUGUAGUGGGUGGGGUGGGCGUCUGUUAUGGGUAUAGGAUGUCUCCAGUUUCACUGGCUUAAAACUUA